AAAUCAACAUCAGGUUACUUGAUUCAGCUGUUCGAAAUGCACAGUACUAAUCCUCAGCCUCACAUCAUUUGAGAUAGGGACUAGCACAAUAUGCAACAGGAUCCCCAUAUAUGACAUGCACCUAGACCUGCACGUCAAACUAAGAUGGGGGUGAUCUGGCUUUCAGUAGCGGCUUCAAGACCCUGUGCACUCUUUAUAAAGCGCUCCUUUUAAAAUGUUCAUUUUAAUAAGAACACUCAAAGAGUUGUCUCUUUAGCUGCCUGAGAGGCUAGCACCAAGGAUUUGACACAAGCUGAUGUUUUGAUGGAAGCUGUUGGAAGAUAAAAAGGGGAGUGACACGGCUGAGGUUGUUAUUCAUACGAGCAGCAGCAUUCUGGAAGAGCAGUGAAGGCCUGAUGGCAGAAGCAGGCGUGUCAGUGAGGAGGGAGUAGCAGUCCAGCCUGUAAAUGACCAGUCCUUGGACUAAGGGAGUAUGUGUUGAGAAAGGGUUGGAGUCUCUGGGUGUUGUACAGAAAGAAUCUGCAUACUUGACAAACUGCUAUGAUGUUCUUUUAGAGUGACAGUUUGGGCUAAAACAUUGGCCAGUUAGCUUUGCUAUUUUAUUUCAUUUAGUUUUUUUAUUUCUAACAAUUAAAAUUAUUUUUAGUGCCCAGGGUCGGUAAUAUUGACAUCUAAUUAGCAAAUUAUUGAGGCAUGGUAAUAUAAGGUUUGAACCAAGUCAAUGUUUUUAAACAGAUGGACAUUCUCAGUUACCAAACAAAUGUCUUACUUGUCAUAAAAUCAUUAGAUUACCCGUGGACAUUUAACUUACUAACAUCUGAAUAUUAUACAAUUUCCAAUUAAGGGAACAUAAUAUCAUGAUAUUAGGGAGUCUCCAGCCAGACAGCUAGACAUUGGAGCACUGUUCAAGCACUCCAUGGUCUAUAAUCACAUCCAGAUGGUGCCAGUGGCAACUGGAAGCAGCUAUGGUCAGCUAUAACAUCAUUACUGGUGACACACUUACCAAAGUCUUUCAAAGAAUACCUGGAGUUGGGCCCGAUCACAUGCUUGCGGAGCGACACUUUGUCAUCCUCGUGACCACCGUUGUUUUCACCCUUCCUCUGUCUCUCCAUCGGGACAUAUCCAAGCUGGGAAAGGUGUCCCUGCUCUCCAUGGUGUUGACCCUUGUCGUUCUUGUCACGGUCGUCAUUAGAGCAGCCACACUCGGACCACAGAUACCUCCUACAGAGAAUGCGUGGUCGUUUGCCCAUUGGAAUGCGAUUCAGGCUGUUGGUGUCAUGUCUUUUGCCUUCAUCUGUCACCACAACAGCUUCAUGAUCUACGACUCGCUGGAGGAGCCCACCCUGAGGAACUGGUCGCGCGUCACUCACAUGUCCGUCAGCUCCGCCGUGCUGGUCAGCCUGCUGUUCGCUGCUGCGGGCUAUGCCACCUUCACGGGGUACACGCAAGGCGAUAUAUUUGAGAACUACUGCAGGAACGAUGACCUGGCUACGUUCGGUCGCUUCUGCUAUGGGAUCAGCGUAAUCACCACUUUUCCCCUGGAAUGCUUCGUGACGCGGGAGGUGACGUCAAAUUUGUUUUUCAACGGAACGCUCGGCACCGCCGCCCACUGUGCUGUGACUGUCAUGAUUGUAGCUCUGGCCACGGCGAUCUCCCUGGCCUCCAACUGCCUCAGCACUGUUUUGGAAUUAAAUGGCGCCCUCAGCGCGACGCCACUGAUCUUCAUCAUCCCAUCAGCGUGCCACCUCAGGCUUUCGACCGGACGCUGGCUCCAGUGGGAGAACCUGAUCUCCUGCCUCAUCCUCCUGUCGGGCGUGUUCGUUAUGAUCGUGGGCGUGACCAUGACCGCCCUGUACCCCCAGGACUGCUCCCACGGGACAGAGAUGUUCUACUGCUCAUCCUCCAACCUCUCGGUGGCCCGCACAACCUCCUCCGCCAAUCCCGAACAGUCCCAGAAUCUGUCCCAGGAUGUUUCUCAAUUCACUUGAUUUUUACCAUUUUAUUUUACCUUUCCUGCUGUAGCUUUACCUGUCGUCAUGUGUCGCGCAUUCCCUGUUUUUAUUCUUUGCUGGUCCGAUGCUUUUUAAAGUGAUUUCAUAAAUGCAGGAAAUGCAGUAUGUUUUUGUUGUCACUCUUGCCAUAAAUCCGACCAUUUCUUCAA
This is a messenger RNA of Anguilla rostrata (American eel), 2161 nucleotides long. It is a transcript of the gene slc38a11, whose product is annotated as solute carrier family 38 member 11. Gene Ontology annotation, molecular function: L-amino acid transmembrane transporter activity. The record is from RefSeq and is a predicted model, not a curated record. Lineage: Eukaryota; Metazoa; Chordata; Actinopteri; Anguilliformes; Anguillidae. Gene Ontology annotation, biological process: amino acid transmembrane transport. The coding region runs from base 966 to 1988 and encodes 340 amino acids. The transcript has 9 exons.